AUUUCAAAUGUUCUGUGCUCGAAUGAUCUACCUGUUCGCAUAUGUGAUACACGCGCGCAUGCGCCUACUAUAUUACACUAUCGUGGAUCGUAGAUCUAUUCGAUUAAUUGUAACUCUUGAAGACAGUGAUCGAUCGAUAUCUUACUGAGCGACGCGUUCGAUAACAGCGCUCGAUUACUGUCAAUCUUUCAACAAAAGAAUCUCGAUUCGUUCGUCGAAAAUCCGACCCGACUCGUAAUCGAAUCGAAUCGAAUCGAAUCGAAUCGAAUAGUCGAACGAAUGCGCGAAGAGGUAUGAAAUUGAACAGACAACCGUACGGCGCAUGUAUACAUAUAAUCUAAUAGUAAGAAAUAGAUUGAUUCUAUGCGAUAGAAGAAUGCUAUAUAGGUGAGAUGUUCUUUCUCCUAGACAUAUUAAUAGUCUUCCGCAUUAUGACAGUUGACCUCUGCGUUGAUCCGAUAACGUUUUGACACUUCCGUUCGUUAUUCUCAUCAAUCAUUUCCUACCACAGAAACCAGCAUGCCAUUAGAUAUUCAAACGACUCUACGAUCGAUCAAUGAUUCAAAUAAUUUUCUGUUUAAAGAGUUGUUGAAAUAACAACCAAGGAAUAAUAUUGCAAGUCUUAUUUCGUACUACCCCUCGGAGAAUCUUUCAAUUUACAAUGAGAACGUUAAUUACGCGAUAGUAAACCUGCGCAUAGCAAAUACUUUAUAGUAUCAUCUUCGAUUUUAACCGACCUUGGUCACAAAUAUUUCACAUUUCAGACAAGAAAAUUAAAUGUUUAGCAUUUGACGACCGAUCUGAACAGAACAAGUAAACAUCGCUUAAAAAUUAAUUAAUAAUUCCACUCCUUUUUCCUAUUCCUGCUAUUUUUUGGUUUUUUUUUUUCGAAAAAACAAGGAAAAAAUUAAAGAAGUGAUUCACUGACAUUUACAUCGCUAAGUGAUUCAGUCGAACCGGAUCGUAAUAAAUUUCUAAAUAAAAUAAAUAAAAUAUAUAUAUGGAAAAGGAGAGAAAGAAUGAAGAGCAUUUGAAAAGUUAAGAUGCAUGUAGGUCACGAAAAGCUGUUGAGCGCAGGUCCGUCGGGAAAGAAACGCGACUUUUCGAUCGUUGCUGGUUGCCUCGCAAAAUACGUCGGUAGGUAGGUAGGUAGGUAGGUAGGUAGGUAGGUUGGUAGGUUGAUAGGUUGGUAGGUUGGUAGGUAGAUAGAUAGGUCGACGGACGGAACACGAAGAGAACGCCACACGUGUACAAAUGUUGUUGAACAUUUUCUUCGUCACGAGUUGUAUUCAAAUUUUAGUAAAGUAAGACAACGAAAUGUCUUUUUUCGCUUGGAAAGGAAGUACUCGGUCGGAAAGUGGCGAGCACACUGGACGAAAUUUACAAGACGGUCUUUUUCAAAUAGCCUCUCAGGCUUGCCAUAUAUUGGUACAAGUGAACAAUACGCACAACGUUUCGUACGGAGGAAGCAACAACGUAAAGAAUAUCGCAUACUCAAAAUGUUCCGGCAAAGACGGGGACUCGAUAGGUCUGGCGACUUGUUCCGCGAGCAGAGCACCAGGUUCCUCCGUGAAAUCGUACACGAAAUACGCAAAGGAGCGGGGCAAAGAUCAGGAUGUUGUCGUUCUAUUGCCGCAUCGUAAGAGCAGAACGCCUCUUGUUAAGCACAAAUUAUCCACAGUCUCGGAGAACGCGCGAUUGGAAUUGAAUCCGUCGAACUGCGGUCACGGUGGCAGUGCCGGUGGCGGAAACGUCGGCGUCGGCAUCGGCGUCGGUGCAACGAACGUUAACAAUAACGUCGCGGACGACGAUUUCGAACUAUGGGAUCAGUCUGGUUUUAUGUUGAGACACGACGUGGACGAUCCAUUGACCAGUGGCAAAUGGGGAGGUGCGCAAGGAUGGUGCAAACCGAGUUGCAUCCCGAUUACGGUCAUACUGAUCUUGAUAGUGCUGGUCGUUUUAUUACCGUUGUUGGAUCACGCCGCGGACAAGUACACGUUAAACAACACGAGUUUCGACUUCGACUCGAGCUGUAUGAACGGAUGCAAUUUAUCGCUGGUGGAAAGUUUACCGAUAGGUAUGAAUUAUAGUAACGGUAAUUUUUUCACCGUCGAAAACACUUACGACACGUGGUUGAGGCUGAUCUCGAUGGCGCAAGAGAGGAUAGAGAUAGCCUCGUUCUAUUGGACUCUGAGAAGGGAAGACGUGUAUCCCGACGACAGCGCGAAACAGGGCGAAGAGAUUUUUGCCUCGCUUCUUCGAGCGGGUAGAGAUCGGAAUAUCGAAUUGACUAUAGCGCAAAAUCAACCCUCGCGAGUCAGUCCAAACGUCGAUACAGAACUAUUGGCGAAAAAGGCUAAUGCUAAGGUGAAAAGUUUAAACUUUGCGGCUUUACUCGGAGGAGGGGUGCUUCACACAAAAUUAUGGCUGAUCGACAGAACCCACGUGUACGUUGGUUCCGCGAAUAUGGAUUGGCGAUCGCUCACCCAGGUGAAAGAGCUCGGUUUGCUCGUUUUAAAUUGCACCUGUCUGGCUAACGAUUACGCAAAGAUCUUUGACGUCUAUUGGAUGGUCGGCCAAGAGGGCAAAGUGCCGCCGGCAUGGCCAGAUUCCUUGAGUACAAAGAUCAAUCUAAAGAAUCCGAUGAAAUUCACCUUCAUGGAUAACAAGUAUAAAACAUUCAUCGCGAGUUCGCCUCCGCCUUUUUCGCCAAAAGGUAGAACCGACGACAUCGAUGCUAUUCUCUAUUCCAUCGAGAAGGCAGAGAAAUUCAUUUACAUCGCGGUGAUGGACUAUUUUCCUCUAACCAUAUAUACUCCUAAAAUCAGGUACUGGCCGAUUAUAGACGACGCUCUUAGAACGGCGGCUGUCGAACGCAAAGUACAGGUACGGCUGUUGAUCUCUUCCUGGAAGCAUUCGAGAAAAUCGGAGAUCGCGUUCCUGAAAUCGCUGGAGGAUCUGACGGAUAGUUACGCGGGUGUGAAAAUCGAAGUGAGGAGAUUCAUCGUUCCUACGAAUCCAGAUUUCGAUAAGAUACCGUUCUCCAGGGUGAACCACAACAAGUACAUGGUAACCGAGACAAUCGCGUACAUAGGAACGAGCAACUGGUCCGGCGAUUAUUUUAUAAAUACCGCAGGUGUAGGCACGGUAUUCGAAAGUAUCGGCGAUCAAACAAUGGACAACCUGAGACAACAACUGGAGAACGUAUUUCAUCGCGACUGGUACUCGGAAUACUCUUACGCUCUGAAUGGAAGUUCGCAGUGGUCGGAACGAGCGACGAAUACAAUCGCGGACGAUUAUUAUCUGCAAUCGUCCCGCUAUGUAUUAGCGUGACAAUUUCAAGACCGUACAACGAUUCUAGGAUGACCAGCGGACAAAAUUAUAAUCGCAUCUGCCCGAUCGAACGCUCGACGAAGCUUUUAAAUGUCACGUCUGUCGUCAUUGACAAACUUUUCGAAUCCUUUUUUCCUCUUCUACGAAACGCUCGGCAAAUAUCGACUUCGAGCUGACAUUUUAUUUGUUCCGCCUGUGAUACGUAUGUCGAUGUACAAACACACGCAUACUUCUUCCAUCUUCCUUUGCCAUCUUCUUCCGUCUUGUUUAUUUCGUACCGUUCCUUCCUUUUCGCUCCCACACCUCGUAUCUUCGUCACUUUCCCACCCCCUUCGCUCUACCACCAACGCGUUGUCUCUUUCAUCGUAUAUGCGCGAGUACGAGUAUCUUCCCGACCCAUCCGUUUAUCUAUGGUCCUCGCGCUCGUCCACGCGCAAACAGGUUCGCACCUACGUACGCGUAUGCAUAAACACGUACACGCACGCGGUACGCGUCGGUAUAAGUGUAGAGCCAACACAUAUUCGCACGCAUAUUAAUCACGAAAGACGAUUACAUUUAAAAUCUUAAAGCUAUAAGAACGAUCUUAUAUAACGAAUGUCUCCGUGCCUUGCUUAAAGUGCCCUUGCAAAUCUUUUCUACAAAGGAUCGUUUUUUCUACUUAAAACGUAUGUAAAUCGUAACUACACGACGGCCAUCCGUUUAAGAACAGGCCUGUUUAAUAAAUGCAAGUCUACUCGAUCGUUUCGAAACCAGGCCUACCUUAUUUACGCCUUAUUCUAGGAAGAAGAAUGACGGACUAGAUAAAUAGUAACAGUGGAGCAUUAAAUUUAUGCGCAUACGUGUAUAAGUUUAAUCGAAAAUUAUCGUAAUUACUAUGUUCCUUAUUAUUUUGUUUUGUAAAAAAAACUUUCAAUUUUA
Osmia bicornis bicornis is the source of this 4251-nucleotide messenger RNA. RefSeq names its product 5'-3' exonuclease PLD3-like. Gene Ontology annotation, molecular function: catalytic activity. Lineage: Eukaryota; Metazoa; Arthropoda; Insecta; Hymenoptera; Megachilidae. Bases 1318 to 3333 code for a protein of 671 amino acids. The transcript is spliced from 12 exons. The record is from RefSeq and is a predicted model, not a curated record.